AUGAAUAGUAGUUCUCCAUCUGAUUGUCAGUUCAAUUCUGUUGAAUAUGAAUUGAAGAUGAUCCCUAUGGAAGGUAUCUUGUGGAAGUGGACCAACUACUGGAAUGGAUGGCAAACAAGGUGGUUUGUAUUAGAGAAUGGUGUUUUGUCUUACUACAAAUCUCAGGAUGAGGUUAUUCAAGGAUGUAAAGGUUCCCUGAGGGUACUAGCAUGUGAAAUAAAUGUGAGUUCUUUGGACAAUACAAGAAUGGAUUUAGUCAUUCCAGGGGAACAACAUUUGUAUCUAAGAGCUGCCACUUCCCUAGAAAGACAACAGUGGCUGGUAGCACUUGGAACUGCCAAGGCAUGUUUCCAAAGUAAAGGAAAACACAAUGAUGAUUCUAUCCCUGAUGUACUAAAAACUAAGAAAUCUGAACUUAGACUUUACUGUGACUUAUUGAUGCAACAAGUUCAUGUAAUAAAAAAUUCAACACAUUCUGAUAAGGGGCCUGACAUAGAGAAAAUGGACGAUGUCACUAGACUUCUGGGUGCCACUUGUGAUACGUUUAUCAAGACCUUGGAAGAGUGCAUGACCCUAUCAAAGGCUAAUAUGAAUUAUGAGUUGUCCGCUAAAACUGAUGAUAUCCUGCCUGUUCCAUCCAUUAGAAAGAAGAGCAUCCAACGCAUCAAUUCCCAGGACUUGUGA
Messenger RNA from Phaedon cochleariae (mustard beetle), 684 nucleotides. NCBI's taxonomy places the organism in Eukaryota, Metazoa, Arthropoda, Insecta, Coleoptera, Chrysomelidae. The record is from the annotation of a GenBank genome assembly.